This is a messenger RNA of Spinacia oleracea (spinach), 1208 nucleotides long. Its product is annotated as xyloglucan endotransglucosylase protein 1-like. Gene Ontology annotation, cellular component: apoplast; cell wall. The record is from RefSeq and is a predicted model, not a curated record. NCBI's taxonomy places the organism in Eukaryota, Viridiplantae, Streptophyta, Magnoliopsida, Caryophyllales, Amaranthaceae. The coding region runs from base 84 to 1016 and encodes 310 amino acids. Gene Ontology annotation, biological process: cell wall biogenesis; xyloglucan metabolic process. The transcript has 3 exons. Gene Ontology annotation, molecular function: hydrolase activity, hydrolyzing O-glycosyl compounds; xyloglucan:xyloglucosyl transferase activity.
AAUUACUUAGCUUCACAUUUAAUUUAUUUUUCGUCGCCCUCUAAAUUAAUUCCGACGUCCAAAGUCCUUUUUCUUAUAAAAUCAUGGGAAUUAUAUCGCUUAAGCGACAUAAAAUGGCUACACUUAUAUUUGUUACGACGUUGGUUGGCCUUAUAGUGUGCCCUAGUGCCUAUGGUAGUGUAGGCCGAUUUAGUGAUGAGUUUGAGCCCACAUUUGGUGGGCAUAGGGUUCGGGUAUCGGGCCGAAGCAACCAGCUCCUUUCCCUCUCAUUAGACAAGUAUUCCGGGUCCGGAUUCCGUUCUAAACAAGAAUAUUUGUAUGGAAGGGUAGAUAUGCAAGUGAAACUCGUUGGUGGUAACUCUGCUGGAACGGUUACCACUCUUUAUUUAACAUCGGAUCAAAGCACGGGUACACACGACGAGAUAGAUUUCGAGUUCUUGGGGAAUGUUACCGGCCAACCGUACACCCUCCACACCAAUGUGUUCAGCCGAGGGAAAGGCAACAGGGAGCAACAAUUCCAUCUUUGGUUUGACCCAACUGAGAACUUCCAUACUUACUCCUUUGUUUGGAACCCAAAACUCAUCAUGUUCUUGGUCGAUGAAACUCCGAUAAGGGUAUUCAGAAACUAUGAGAAUCAUGGAGUUGCAUUUCCAAAGAAUCAACCCAUGAGAAUAUGCUCUAGCUUAUGGAAUGCUGAUGAUUGGGCCACACAAGGUGGAUUAGUGAAGACAGAUUGGGCCAAAGCCCCAUUCACGGCCUACUUUCGCAACUUCAACAUUGAUGCUUGUGUUGGGCCGAUUAGAGGCCGAUCCUCUUGUGUAACUGGGCCUACAACCUUUACCCACUCUGAAAGGCCGGCCUACAAGAAGCCCAGUCGUGGCUCAUGGAGGACCCACGAUCUUGAUGGAAAUGGUAGGAACCGAAUGAGGUGGGUCCAGAAGCAUUUCAUGGUAUAUGAUUAUUGCAAAGAUUGGAAGCGAUUCUCUCAAGGUUUCCCUCCUGAAUGCAAGCACUAAAAAUGGAUUUUGAAGUAUUUCGAGCGAAAACAUUACAACGUUUAUCAUAUCAUAUGUAUUUUUUCGUAUGGAUUUGCAUACUUGUAACUUUAUAAGAUUAUUUAAUCGAACAAUUCUUUAUUCUUUAGCAAUAAAUACGGAUUAAGGUUAUAUAUUUGUAACUAGAAGUUUUUUUUUUUUUCACAACAUCUA